AUGGAUCGUCUUUCGAAAGCCCUUAAUGUUUUGCAAACAGCUAGAAAGUCAGAUUGGAUGACUGCGCCCAGCAAAAAAUCGGAAGUUUGCGAAAAAGAGUAUGCAGCUUUCUCAGAUAUCAAAGAUGUAUUGAUUCGAUCGGAACUCUGGAAAGAUCCGAAAUAUAACGACGAAUUCAGUCGUGCAGUAGAAGUUUUGUUUGAAUAUAUCAGUCAUCGAAACAGUGAUCUUCGUAUGUUAAGUGAACAAACAAUGGAUUCAGUACUAAGGCAUUUGGUCAUUGAUAUGAAUACUUCACGUGUGAUUGUUUUAUUAAUAUCAGAAAUUAAACGGAAUGGAACUUCCCGAUCACUCGUUUUUGCGCUUUCGCGAUUGCUCGAUGCUCUGAAAUAUGUAAAAGUGAAUCGUUCACGAGCUAUAGGAGUGCAUUUGGUUUCUGCUCUUCCGAAAAUCUUGAUUCGUUCAGAAGAAAUUGUACAGCAUGCUUUGGAAAGGUAUCUUCCUCCGGUUUUUGUAUUUCUUGGCCCGGAUUUUGAGACACAACCAAAUGAUAUUGUAUCGAAACUCUAUGAAGCAGCGCUUUCGAAUUUGGAACUACCUGGUGUGACGAAUCGGGCAGCUACUGUCAUUAUAAGUCAAUUGGCUACUUACGUUGGAGUUAUACGCAGAAAAGUUUUUCUACAUUUUCUCAAAGUGUUAUCUAAAGCAAGUGAACAGCAAAAUAGAAAUCUGUUGGUUGGGACCCUGAAUUCACUUCGUUUACUGUGGUCUGUUUAUUUAUUGAGGAGCAGUGAAUAUGAACUGGAUAGUCUACGAAGUGUGAUUCGUGGCUCAUUACGCUGCCUCUUUUCACCUCAAAACGAAAUUGUAGUUGCUUCAUUGGAAUUUCUCGAAAAAGUGGUUUCAUCUCCACUCGCUGCUCUUGAUGUAGAGUCGUUUUAUCCACAGCGGUCAAACACUUUAAAUUCUGAUGUAGAAAAACAGAAUAUUGCUGUGCCGACAAGUUUACCUUCUUAUGCUACCAGCUGUAUGAGCUCACUGAGAGCUAGUCCAAUAAAUUUCCCUUUUGGAAACUUACCUUCUGAAGUAGUGGAUGUAGCUGAUAGUAGUGUCCAGCCUUCAUUUAAUUUUUCUUUAAGGACUGGUUUUUCGAGCUUAAAGAUGCAGAACGAGUCAAAUUCGGAAAGUGGCAUGGACAUUAUUGAUCCACUAAGGCAUUUAGAGAUAUCUGGUGAUCUAACCGAAUGUUCGUCAGAAGAAUCCUUUCCUGAAUUUACAUCAGUUUCAUCUAUUCCGAUACCCGAAUAUUUACCUAUAGACAUAUCAUUCGGUUCAUUCCUCGCAUAUACAGCUGUACUUCUGGCAAAACGAUUUUUGUUAAGUGGGCAAUGCUUUAAAUUGUUGGCUGAUAGCGAAGUUCGUGUAAGCCACAAAAUUUUGGCAAUGUCUUGCUUGAGCAGUCUUGCUUUGUAUUUGCCACAAUUUGCAGAUAUAACUCUUCAUCCGAAAGGUGGUUUGGGCGCGCAAACAUUGAGGGACCUCCAACUUUAUCUGAAUCAUGAAGAUGAUCAAUUAAAGGCCGCAGCAAUCACUGUGUUUGUAAAUGCUGAAAAGUGUCGGUUCCGAGCAUUGGGUCAGCAGUUCCACGAAUUUAGUUGCUCUUUCACCUCAUUUGUGUAUGAUGCGAUUCGUGUUCGUCGUGCUCACUGUAGUCGUGCAUUGCUGAUAGCUCUAAAGUCUGCGAAGGAAUUGGUUUACCAAACUGGUAUUGUAUACGAUGUUGCAAAAUUUGCUUGUGAAAAUUAUCAAGACAACUACUUUUUGCUUCGGAUAGCUGUAGUGGAAUAUCUAGCAAGUAUCGAAUGGGCAUUUGCGAGCUCGUCUUGUACACAUCUUCCUGAUGAAAUUUUUGAGAUAUAUAUGCAUUUGCUUGCUGAUGACGACCAGCGAGUGAGGAAUGCUGCGGCAAAGCAUCUUUCGUUGCUAACUGAAAAUGCGAACUACAAUUCAACACCGAAUAACAUCGCACUAGAAGAACCUGCUGAUUACUUCUGCUCCGAUUUUCCAAAAAAUUCUCUUACUAUUGGUAUGAGUCCACACUAUGAUUUUCUGCAGCAGCCAUUCAAUUUUUUGAUCGCGGGAAACCUUUCUUAUAUACUUAGAAAAAUGUUCUAUAUUUUAACAACAAGUGCGAACGAAAAACAGCAGGCAGGCAUUGCUGCUGGGCUGUUUCAACUGUUGUGUUGUUUCAAGUCAAGGCAUUAUGCCCAGGCCUGGGGAUUGGAAUCGAACGUUGACAGUUCGAGGACUGGUUUAAUCACGGCUCUAAUUUCAAAAUGUGAUUGUUGCUGUACAGAUGUUCAAACUUUCAUACAUUUUUUAAAUAUUGUAACGCAUAUGACUGCAGGCUUAUACACAGUAAACAUCAUGAAGGCUGCUAAUGGAAGUAGUGAUGUAGUGCUGAAAUUCCCUAAAUAUUCUAUUUAUGAACAACUUAUUCUAUUACAGUUGAGGGUUAUUAAUUUGUAUUACUGUUUGAUAACCGAUCAUCGGCAGCAAAGUGCGUGUUCUUUUUCACGGUUUUCACCACUUUCGCCCGUUCGUAAGGCACUUCCUGUUAAUACCAACAGUGCAGCAUCAUGGGAGCAACGAAUUACCGCGAUUUCAACAUUUGCUGGUAUUGACAUCAAAAUGUCUAGAAAUACAAGUUUCCUGCAGUCUUCUAGUCUCAUUCAUUUCGCUGAUUCAUUAAAGGGUGGUUAUUUCAAUUACAUGAAUACCUUGGCAUUUGAUGCAUCUGAACGUUUCACAGCUCUUUUGAUUUCAGCAUUAAACUGUUUAGCUUGUACAUUGGAGGUGAUGCGUCUGCCACAGGUUGCGGACAUUCUUGAAGAGGUUUUAUUUUACUGUCAGACUGUUGUCGAGAUCGUACCAGAUGAAAGUAUUCGAGUUGCAAUGCAGCUGUUUAAGAUAUUAUUUGGAAGUAAUGUUGCAAAUUUGUCGCUAGAUGCAUUGAGAAGUUUGAAAUUAAAUGAUAUUAAUCAACCCAAAGAUCUCCUCGAAGUUUGCGUGUUGAGAAGUGUAGAUUUUUUUACAGAAUUUGUUAUUAACACAGGUCGAGUUGAAAAUGAUGAAGCUCAACUUAUGAGAUGUGCUGGUUGGUUGCGUAAGGACCUAAUUUCUAAGGAUGGAAUCCCCGCAAGCAUGGAGAUUACGCCAUAUGUAACCAUGUUUGAACCAUAUGUAUCAUUGACAAUUCGCUUAUAUCAGUCAACGAAUUCUGUGGAUGUGCAGUGCUCGGUAUUGAAUCUCAUAUGUGUACUUAUUCGAGGUGGAAUAAACUAUUCUAUGCUGGAUCCGGAAACUCGUUUGCUGGAUUUUGUCACUGAACAAGUGAACGAGAUUAGUACCCGGAAUUGGGUAGCUGCGGAUGCUGAAAAGUUGCUAACUUCAGUAUUUAAUUAUUUCUUAUCACUUUAUCAUACUGAAAGUCAAGGACAAGUAAUCAUGGAAUUGGAUAAAAUUCGCUCAUUUGUGGAACUCUUAAUGAAAGCUUGUAAUACGCGACCAUACCUGACCCCAUGUGCCUUGAAUUGUCUCCAAAUAGUAUUGGUUGACUGCAUAAUCAUGCGCCUUUCUUUUGAUGUUACACUUCUGAAGAUAUUACAAACAACCAACCAGUUAGCAGCAGUUUGCCCGACAAGAGUUCUUCAGCUCUGGACGCUUGCUGUUCUCGGUUCCCAUGUCAAUGGCGAUGCAAACUGGACAAAAACAUCCUUGUUCCUGUUUGAAAGCUUGCAGCAGUUAGAUGCGGAAAACUGGGACUUCAGUACAACCUUCAAUGCAGUUCUUUUGUUGCGGUCAUGUUACUCCUCCAUUACUCGACCAACAGACGCUUUUUUCAAAAAGAUGAUCAGCAUUUUGGAAGAUGAUUUGUGCUGUUUUUCUCGACUGCUACUCGUUCUUCCGUAUCUCUUCAUAUUCUUUUGUGUUUUGAAGGAUGGUUCGACUUUUACAAGGAUCGAACAAAUAUGUAAUCAUGACGCAGAAAAGAUUGGGCGCUUGUUAAUGACCAUACUUGGUCAGUGUCUGCAAGCUUUACGACGACUAACUUCUUUGGACAAUAUUAAUGAGAAAAAUAGUGAAAACUUGAUGGUUUGGUAUCUUUUAAUUUUAUCUCACGCCGUUCGUUCAGGUAAUAUGGAAUCAAUUACAAAUACUUUUGAUGCACAUUUCUCAGUGGAUUUUGCUGAUCUUCAAAGAUUAUCGAUAUUUUAUCCACGUACUUAUGCACAACUAUUUGCAUUUGUUAACAUUGCUGGCUUUCACAGGCAUAAACAUUUGUUUUAUUCUUCUUUUUCGAAACAAUUAGGCGAUUUGUGUAUGAUAAUGCGAUGCCGAGCAGCGAGUCCAGAUGGAGCUGGCGAAAUUGCUCGUUUAUUCGAUUUUUGUUGUCCAGAUAUUUUGGUAACUGUCGUAGUACGUAGAUGGCUUGCAUGUCAUAUUAGUGACUUGGGCAUUGAAAUGCAGAAAACAUUGUUAAAAAGCGUUAUCGAUCUGAGCAAAAAUUAUCGCUCUUGUGCUACUGAUUUGGACAUUAUCGAACUUAUUGCAUCUAGUGAUAUUCCGGAAGCAUCUAUUGCCAUCGAAUUUUUGAAAAAUAAACUUGGUGAAUCUAGAAUACUGGACCGUUUGACAGCUCUUCUUCUUGAUCAUCAAAGUGAAAGUGUUGCGUCCAAAGCAUUGUUGAAACACUUCAUAACAUCGGAACAAUUUUCUGCUGACUUCUUAUUUGGAUGUUCUGAAGAAAUACCAGAAUUAAGUAACAAAAAGCGCAGUCUUCAAAUUGGUGAUCCGUCGCGGUUCACUCCAGAAGUCUUUGCUGAUAUACUUCUACAAAUUAUUGACAGAAAAAAUUUUGAUAUCCAGGCAGAAUUUAUUUGCACAAUGUUGUUUAACGUUGAAGGGAGGUAUGCGGAGAUGAUAUUGCGAAAUACGUAUGAAUGCAAGAGGUACGAUGUACUGUCCAGCUUUAUUGACAUGUUGGAUCAAUUUAAAAUUGCUAAGGAAUGUUCUGGUGGAUUAUAUGACGAACUUUCUACAUUUUCUAUACUGAAAAUUGACUCAUUGUCAGCUUCAUUUGUUUCACUUGCGUUCGAUCCAUCUGUCAAUUCUUCCUUGCAGAUUUUUGUUCAAAGUAGAAUUGCAAAUAAACCUGAAAGUAUUGUCUAUAAAAAAGCAUCCGAUUGGGUUACCGAAAUUUCCUUAUUUGAUCAUUGGAUGCAACGCUAUAUCGAUUCUCUUGCUAUACAGAGCGAAUCAAGAACAUCCGAAGUUGCAUGUGCAGUUGCUUUUGGGAUUACUAGGCGUUCUUUUCGUGAGAUUAUUGACCAAGCUCAAAAUUCGAAGAAAGUUGUAGAACAGCAACUAUCUUUGGCUGUUAGCGUCGCUCGGUUGGUACAGUGCGUUUUCGAGCGGUGUAGCAUACUAUCUUACCAGGGAUUGCAGAAACUGAGUGAUCCGUUUUGCAGUAUGAAAAUAAUCGAUAGGACUGGGAAAAAAGAUUUCGAUAUAGAUUUUUUCUCUGAUGCUAUACGAACUGCUUUUGAUGUAACGCAAAAAAUUCAAGAAAAUUUUCGGAAGAAACGUCAAAAAACUCGUUUGUAUACUCACUUAGAAAGGCUAGCUAAGGCUGUGUCAAGAUUGCCGUUCUUGAAUGAUAUUUCGUGCAUACCGCGAUCUGCAAUUUUGUGUGGUUGGAAACCGGAACCAGAAAUUCAUCGUGCGUCGAUUUCGAUACCAACAGUGAAUAUUCAUUACCUUGGGAAUGUAGAUAUUUUGCAUGAUUUUGUGUGGCGAAUUUUAUGGGCCGGUUGGAAUCGCCGCUCAAAUUUCGACAAUUUUUCAAUGUCUUUGUUUGGUGUAAUUUCGUCAACUCCGUCUGGUUCUGAACUUACAAGUGCUAAUAUGAAUAUGACUGAGCAGCUUGUAGCUAGUACUGUUGCUGUUGAAGGUUUAACAAACUUACUAUUAGAAACUUUGCUGUAUCCGGAAAGAGGUGAUCCAGUUACGGGAAGGUUCAUUGUGAAACCACGUGAUGUAUCGCCGGAUUUUCUUUCAUCUUCAUAUGGACAACGCGUAAUUAUGCUUCAAGCGAAACUGUUAGGUGCUUCCGCUAUCGAUUCAAUUCAUAAAAAGAACUUAGAAAUUCUAAACGAUCGAGGAAGAAAGUAUCGGCCGGGACAAUUUUCGGUGCUUACUUCAUGGAAUAUGGCUGGUAUUCUGGAGCAAGAACGCAAUCUAUAUAAAGAUAUCAUGCAAAUCAGUGGUCAGUCAGACGAGCGAUUGCCUUCGUCAGAUAGCAGCUAUCUACUGAACAGUGGUCAUGAUACAACGUACGAAUCGUGUUUGCGAAUGCUUUUCGAUACUUACUCACACUGGUUUCGUUCUGGUAUGGAUGCUGUUCCAUUACCUCUUCUGUCAGCAACAGUUAAGUCGAUGUCUUUAUUAUCUGAUUUGUUUACGGAAAUGGAUCAGUACCGUUUUGUGUUUGGGCAUAUGAAAACAUUAUUUUCAAUUCGUUCAUGUCUUGAUAAUGUAGACAUCGGCAAUAUCAUUUAUUCACUGUUGAAAUGUGUUUCGAUCCUUGGCAUUGAAGACUCGUUUAUACCCAAAGUUGAUGCACAGAAAAUAGUUCUAACAUGGGUUGAAACUGGUCUUACUUCGGAAUUUACUGAAAUCCGAAUCAGAACGCUACAAGGAUGCCUGUUUCUGCUUCAAGCAAUUAGUUUUGAUGAGUUAAAGGCUGUAUUUCUUUUCUUAGAAGCAUUUCUGAUGGAUUAUUCACAAAUAAGUGGUUGCGGUUUAUAUGAAUAUGAAACGACAUUGUGGACUGCAAGAUUUUUCUUUUUCAACAACCCUUCUUAUUCUUCAGACAAUUCACGGGCUGCAUUUCUCAAUAUGAUAUGUGAAAAAUUUGCCGCAGUUACAACCCCUGGCUGGUUGAUGAAUUUGAUAUCUGUGGGUAUUGAAAAACUAAUCGUUGGUUCUCGAAUAUAUGUGCUCACUUUCAGUCGUGUUGCCGUUCAAGCACUGGAAAAUUAUUUCUAUGUACCACAAAAAUUUUUGUAUGCACUUCGUAUCUUCAUUGUGUGCCUAUAUCGAGGUUUAGAAGAAGGAAGAGUACAACAUUUGGGAAUUCAACCGUAUGAUCCACGUAUUCAUCUUAUGGAACAGCAUGCAAUGAUAUUCAAAAUACUUGCAGAGGGUUCCGAAGGUGAUGCAUCGCAAUUAAUGAAGGUAUUGCCGUAUUUAUUAAUAGAUUCGCUGAAUCAAAGUGAACUUAUAAAUAGCAUUCUGAAAGAACUGAUCCAUCGAUAUGCAGGCCCUCAUCCACGUUCUGCUGCCAUUUUUAGAAUUAUUCAUCAUUGGUUUAUCGUUCUGCACAGCCGUGAAGCUGAAAAUGUUGUGCUGGAAUGGACUCUAAAUGGUUUGGAGUCUUUCAAAUAUGUAGUCGAUCCUGCAUUGUUCCGAUUUUACGUCAGUGCAUUUCUUUGUUCAUCAUCACCAAAUCCAUGCAUCGCUAAUUUGUUUUAUCUUGUCAUUGGACGCACAUCAAAUUUAGUUAGGAUCGACGACUUUCUAUUUGAAUUUUCAGUGCAAUCUUUGCUUUUACGGAUGGAAAAGGAUGCAAGAAAUGGAUUAAGAUUGUCUAUGGAGAAGUUUGUAUUAAAUGGAAAAACAUGCCGAGACCCGAGAAGAAUAGCGUCUUUUCCACAGCUGUAA
Brugia malayi is the source of this 7785-nucleotide messenger RNA. RefSeq lists its product as uncharacterized. Lineage: Eukaryota; Metazoa; Nematoda; Chromadorea; Rhabditida; Onchocercidae. The coding region runs from base 1 to 7785 and encodes 2594 amino acids. The transcript is spliced from 56 exons. The record is from RefSeq and is a predicted model, not a curated record. Gene Ontology annotation, cellular component: cytoplasm.